This is a messenger RNA of Nasonia vitripennis (jewel wasp), 1061 nucleotides long. RefSeq names its product enhancer of rudimentary homolog (gene e(r)). The coding region runs from base 469 to 777 and encodes 102 amino acids. The record is from RefSeq and is a predicted model, not a curated record. The transcript is spliced from 4 exons. Lineage: Eukaryota; Metazoa; Arthropoda; Insecta; Hymenoptera; Pteromalidae.
UAUCUUGCGUGAGCGCCGGCGAAACGGAGCAGAAUUUGUGACACUGACCGCUGACCGGGCAGAAAACGUCAAGUUCAGUGACUCUUUCAGAUUCUAUUCUCGCCAAGGAAAUUAUAUUUAAUGAUGAUAUUAUAUCAUCGCUGAAGAUUGAUUGUCAAAUAGUCAUAUUGCCAAUCAAAAGGUUGUGCGUAGAAAACGGACUCCGAAAUAUAAGAAGGGAACGAAGCGGAACAAGGGCCAUCAUGAGCAAUCGAGCGUACACAACCACAACGCAACGCAACAUUCGUAGAAGAAUCUGGAUUCUGGAUUGAGUGGACUCGCCAAUUUCGAUAUUGAGGCUGUACACUGUCUUCUACUGUUUAUUAUUAGUUACUACUACAACAAUUGUGAUAAUAUUGGCAAACUCUUGACUAUAGCUUUAUUUACCAAAGUUUCUUCCUGAAAAAAAAACAAAUAUUUUUCAUCAAAAUGUCUCACACAAUCCUACUUGUCCAACCUGCAAACAGACCAGAAACAAGGACAUACUCUGAUUAUGAAAGUGUGAAUGAGUGUAUGGAAGGAGUUUGCAAAAUCUACGAAGAAUAUUUGAAGAGGGAAAAUCCAAACACACCAACCAUCACCUAUGACAUCAAACAACUCUUUGAUUUCCUUGACGACCUGACUGACUUGUCUUGCUUAGUAUACCAAAAGUCUACCAACACCUAUGCACCCUACAACAAAAACUGGAUCAAGGACAAAAUACACGUGCUGCUUCGUAGGGCUGCUGAACUCGAAUGAGGACUUAACAAAAUCUAUUCCUAUAGGUUCCAUUUUUUAAUUAAGUAAAGUACCUAUCUAUAAGAAUUUCUUACCAUUAUUUUCUCAUGGAUGUAAAAAUAUACAAAUAAGAACUAUUAGUGAUGAUUUGACAUUUCACGGUCUAUUAAUAACGCAUAUUCAGAACGCAAUUAAAUUAAGUGAGAAGAAAAAAGAAAAUGACAAAAAAAAAAAAUACUAGAACGCGCGGAAUGUGACUGUGAAUGAAAGUAGAUGGUAUUAAUAAAUUCAAUUUUUUGCCAAGA